Molecule: messenger RNA, 844 nt
Organism: Aphidius gifuensis
Lineage: Eukaryota; Metazoa; Arthropoda; Insecta; Hymenoptera; Braconidae
Product: peptidyl-tRNA hydrolase ICT1, mitochondrial
Exons: 3
Coding region: 137-745 (202 amino acids)
Biological process (GO): mitochondrial translational termination
Cellular component (GO): mitochondrial large ribosomal subunit
Molecular function (GO): translation release factor activity
Source: RefSeq, a predicted model, not a curated record
AAAUAUGGCGACAUCCAUGUGAAUGUUGAUGUGAAUUUAUAUUUAUAAAUAAAAACUCCAUUUAUUUAUCAAUAAAUAAUAAUUUAAAAAAUACAUAAAGAUUUGAUUUAUUAUUGUUGAAAAAACAAUAUUAAAAAUGAGUAUAAUAAAAAAUUGCAUUUUUAAUGUCUUAAAAAAAGACAAUGUAAUAUUAUUUUGUAAAUUUAGUGGACUAAGUCGUAAAUACUCAUACAAAAGUGCAUAUUCUUUAGAUAAAUUUUAUCCAAAAAGUAAUUUAAAAAUUUACACACCAACUUUUAUUCCUGAAGAUCCAAAUGCAAAGUUUGAUGGUUUUAUACCAAUGGAUAAAUUGUCAGUGACAUAUAGUCGUAGCAGUGGACCUGGUGGACAGAAUGUAAAUGUUGUUAAUUCAAAAGUUGACCUGAGAUUUCAAGUUAAAAAUGCAACAUGGAUAUCUGAUGAAAUUCGAGAAAAAUUAUUAGUUCAGGAAAAAUCACGUAUAAAUAAAGAUGGAUAUUUAAUAAUUAAAUCUGAAUUAACAAAAUCACAACAAAUGAAUCUUGCUGAUGCACUUGAAAGACUUCGUAGUAUGAUAAGAAAAGCAGCAACUCCAGCUCCAACAACAUCACCUGAUACUGAAGAAAAAAUACGUAAAGGUCAAAUUAAAGCUGCUCGACAACGUCUAUUUGAAAAGCGAAUUAAAUCACAAAUUAAACAAGAUCGUAAUCCAACUGAUUACUUGUAAAACAAAAAAAAUAAAAUCAUUUUUUCAAUAAGUAAAAAUAGACAAAUGGUUUUUAUAUUAUGUAAAUACAAAAAUAAAUCUUAAAAAAUGAAAAAAAAA